This is a messenger RNA of Acaulospora colombiana, 1029 nucleotides long. The record is from the annotation of a GenBank genome assembly. Lineage: Eukaryota; Fungi; Glomeromycota; Glomeromycetes; Diversisporales; Acaulosporaceae.
AUGCUGACACGCUCUUCGGCAUCAAAAAAAUCCGACAGCGAAACUGAAAGUAUAAAUUCCUCCACGACUUGUCCGGACCCCGAAAUUGCAACGCCUGUCAGAAAGCGCUCACGACAAGGAAAUGAUUCCGCAGCUUUGGAAAGCACGUUAUCGAUGCCCCAGGCAACAACAACGACCACCCCUCCGAACACUGCCAACACUCGAAAGAUUCCAAAAUUGAAGAUAGUAAAAACUGCUAGUCCAGCGGAUACCAGCUUUCGUAAUUUUCGCCUCCGUCGAAUUGUUAAAGAAAAUCAUGGUCAUGACAUCAACCAACUGGCUUUCUUUUUUAAUUUGAGUAAUUAUGAGGCACCUGUAGGAACUCAAUAUAAAAAGAACUUCAAUAAACUUGGUCACGUUGAAAGGAAUGUUCGAGACACAAGCAAUAUAUUAGCUAGCGUAGGCGAUAUUCAGGCAAAUAUUUAUGAUAAUGAGCACUGCGGAGAUCACUUGGAUAUUAUGUCUAAUUUCGCACUGGGUGAAAAAGCCGACCUGGCAACAAGCGAAUUAUUAACUUGUUGCUGGUUGCAUCGUGAUGAUGACGCAUUGCUAGCAAUAGCGGGCAAUACCCAUGCUAUAUAUGUCGUCAGUCUCACCCUUUCCACCACCUUACGAACAAUGCAAGGGCACAACGGCAUGUUGGUUAUUACACGCAUAUCUAUCUGCAUCAUCACCGACAUUCAAAAACACCCAAAGGAUGACAUUCAUUUAUUAUCGGCAUCUCAAGAUGCGAGCGUGAGGUUGUGGAAUGUCGACAACGGCACGUGUUUAUACGCGUUUGAAGUCAAAGCUUCCGUGGUGACCUUAUUGGCAGUGGAGUCGAAGGCGAGCUCGAAGACCAGAGCUGUUGUGAAGAUCCCGGUCAAAAAAACAGAGUUACGUCGGAAUAAUGUUCGGUAUAACAUUCGAGUCGAACUGUCAUUACACACGAAGCAUGAAAUAAUGAGAAUCUUAGAAAUAUUGAGGGUACAAGAAAAGGAAAUAAUGUGA